Lagopus muta (rock ptarmigan) is the source of this 1853-nucleotide messenger RNA. RefSeq names its product PDZ domain containing 3 (gene NHERF4). Gene Ontology annotation, cellular component: apical plasma membrane. Gene Ontology annotation, molecular function: signaling receptor binding; protein-membrane adaptor activity. The record is from RefSeq and is a predicted model, not a curated record. Gene Ontology annotation, biological process: protein localization to plasma membrane. Lineage: Eukaryota; Metazoa; Chordata; Aves; Galliformes; Phasianidae. The transcript is spliced from 10 exons. Bases 109 to 1368 code for a protein of 419 amino acids.
UCGGAGCUGUUUAACCAUUAAACAUGGGGCGUCUUGGAGAAGGCGGGGACGCCGUGCUUCCCUGCCACUUCACCCUGUACCUUGCUCCCUCUCGAAUUCGCUGCAGCCAUGAAGCAAACGGAAGGGCUCGAGGGCGACAAAGCAUCCAUCAUAAAAUUUGAAUUUAACCCCAAAGAUGGGAUUGACAACCCCGCCUUGUCACUGGCUGAGGACAUGGAUGGCGAGGCCAUGGGGGAACCCCGCUUCUACUUGCUGAGCAAGGGCAGCACAGAGACCUUCGGCUUCUGCCUGCACAAGGAGCUGGGCUGCCAGGGCCACGUCAUCCGGCAGGUCGAGCUGGGGGGGCUGGCCCAGCGCCGGGGGCUGCAGGAUGGGGAUCGGCUCCUCCAGGUCAACGGCCUCUUUGUGGACCACAUGGAGCACCACCGGGUGGUGCAGAAGAUCAAGGCCAGCGGGAACCAGGUCCUGCUGGCAGUGCUGGAUGGCGACUCCUACGAAGCAGCCAAAGCGUUGGGCAGAGAUCUGUCCCAAAUGCUGCCCGCUGACAUCCGCCCGCGCCUUUGCCACAUCACACGGGACAAAAGCGGUUUUGGUUUCAGCGUGUCGGGGCCAGAAGGCGUCAAGGGCACGUUCCAGCUGUCAGUGCGGCAGGACGGGCCGGCGGAGAGAGCUGGAGUGCCAUCAGGCUCCUGGCUCCUGGAGCUGAAUGGGCACAGCGUCAGGAGCUGCUCGCACACCCAGCUGGCCCGAAAGCUGAAGCAAAGCGGCAGCAAGGUGACACUGCUGGUGGCAUCCGGCCCGGUGGAGGAGUUCUACCGCCUGCGGGGGCUGCAGGUGACAGCUGCCCUGGCAGACGCCUCCUGGCUGCCCUUCAAGGCUCGGGAGCUGCACAUGGUGAAAGGGGACGCUGGCUACGGGUUCUUGCUCAAGGAGGAUGACUACGGCUCGGGGGCCGUAGGCCAGUUCCUAUGGGACAUAGAUGCGGGGCUGCCGGCUGAGCAGGCAGGGAUGAAGGAAGGGGACCGGGUCCUGGCUGUGAAUGGUGAGAGCAUCGAGGGCUUGGACCACCAGGAGACGGUGCUGAGGAUCCGUGCCCACAAGGAACAGGUGACACUGCUGGUCAUCGACCCUGCCAGCGAUGCGUUCUACCGCUCGAUAGGGCUGUCUCCUCUGCUGUUCCUCGAUGACGGUGACCCUGCCUUGGGCUCCUGCACGUCCUCCCUGCCCUCUCCCAGCGACUCCCCUGGGCUCUGUCACAUCGAUGUGGGACCAAAGGGACCUGGCUCCUGGCUGAUGACUGCUGCCAACAGCAUAACCAUCACACAGAGCCCAUGCAGAGAGCAGAGGCAGCUGCGCCAUGCAUUCUAGCAGCCUGGAGCACCCUGCUUCCAGCCAGGAUCCCAUGCAGCACUGCUGAUAUACCCAGAGAACACAAUGAUUGUCAUUAUGAACAGCACUGCAUCUGUGUUCCUGGGGUAGAACUUCCAGCAUCACACCUACCAGAGACUCGUUUCUACUGGCCAAGGUUGGCCUCAAGCUUUUAUUGAAUGUAGCAGUAAUCUGAAGACACUCCCACACCUCCAGGGAUAUCUGGGGACAUAAUGCUCAGCUCCAGGCUCUGGAUUGCUCCCAGGAGAGCCAAGGCUCUGCCCUCCGUGCCAUGACCCAGGGGGCUGGACUUUGGGCUAAGGGGAAAAGGGUGCUGAAGGAGCCCCCCAGCUCUCAUCUGGGCUCAGAUCUGCCCUGCAUGGACUCGUGCUCCCUCGUGCUCCUCCUCUGCGAACUGCUGGGUGGUACCUGCCCUCAUCACAGCACUGUUCCCAUGUCGCUGCUUUGGAGACUGAUUAAAGGAC